GACUGCAGAAACAUUCAGAGUCAAACAUGAAGAUACUGAGACACAAACAGAGAUGGUGUUCAUUAAAGGGGAGAGUGAAGACACGAGGAUUAAAGAAACAUUCAGAGUCAAACAUGAAGAUGCUGAGGAACAAACAGACCUGAUGGCGCUAAAAGAGGAGCGUGAAGAACUGAAUGAAAUGCAAGAUAAAGAUCAGUGUAAGAAAUACCAUGAUUCCAUAACUGGACAAAAAACAUUUAAUUGCUCUCAGAUUGAAAAGAUUUGCUCACAUAAAAGAGCUAAAAAAACUGAAACUAGAAGUCAUUUCACCUGCAAACAGUGUGGAAAGAGUUUCGAUCACCAAGGAAACCUUAAAGUCCACAUGAGGGUUCACACUGGAGAGAAGCCUUACACAUGCAAACUGUGUGGAAAACGUUUCAAUCGAAAAACAAGCCUCCAAAGGCACAUGAUAAUUCACACUGGAGAGAAACCUUAUACAUGCCAUCAAUGUGGAAGGAGUUUUUCACAUAAACAAACGCUCAAUGCCCACAUGAAAAUUCACACUGGAGAGAAACCUUAUACAUGCCAUCAAUGUGGAAGGAGUUUUUCACAUAAACAAACUCUCAAUGCCCACAUGAAAAUUCACACUGGAGAGAAGUCUUUCACCUGCAAACUGUGUGGAAAGAGUUUCAUUCAAAAAACAAUGCUUAAAAGCCACAUGACAAUUCACACAGGAGAAAAGCCUUUCGCCUGCCAACAGUGUGGAAAAUGUUUCACUCACAAAGGAACCCUUAAAAAACACAUGAGCGUCCACACUGGAGAGAAGCCUUACACUUGCUCUCAGUGUGGGAAAGGUUUUACUCAACAAGGAAGCUUUAACAGGCACAUGAUGAUUCACACUGGAGAAAAGCCUUACACCUGCCAACAGUGUGGAAAAUGUUUUACUCAACAAGGAAGCUUUAACAAGCACAUGAUGAUUCACACUGGAGAAAAGCCUUACACCUGCCAACAGUGUGGAAAAUGUUUUACUCAACAAGGAAGCUUUAACAAGCACAUGAUGAUUCACACUGGAGAAAAGCCUUACACCUGCCAACAGUGUGGAAAAAGCUUCAAUCAAAAAGGAAACUUUAAAUACCACAUGAGCAUUCACACCAGAGAAAAGCAUUAAACCUGCAUCUGUGUGGAAAGAGCUUCACAACAAAACUAAACCUUAGCUAUCACAUGAUCAGAAACCAGUUACAUGUGAUCAGUGUGAAAAGAGCCUCAGACAUAAAGUAUCCCUUAAUAAGCACAUGAGAAUUCACACUGAAAAGAGGCCUUUCACAUGAAAUAUGUUUUUACAUAUCAAAAAGACCUCGAAACAUCAUUUGCAAACUCAUUCUGGACAGACAUUGCCGUGCUCCUCAGUGUGACGAGGUUUACAGAAAGGAGCUAUUGCAGAAAUGACAAUGCUAGAAGAGAGAUGUAGCCACAAUCAGAUGGCAAAAACAGGUAACAUCCCGAACUAUGUCACCUUUUUGACCUCUUGUGAGUUUGCAGGUAUGUAAUUAUGAUUUCAAGAGGUCUUAACUUUGGGGACAGAAAGACAAGAAUUGUGAUAUGGUUUAAUGUGACGAUUAAACUUCAAAAGGUUCAUUUCAUUGAAUAAAUA
Messenger RNA from Sinocyclocheilus anshuiensis, 1630 nucleotides. Its product is annotated as gastrula zinc finger protein XlCGF8.2DB-like. The transcript is spliced from 3 exons. NCBI's taxonomy places the organism in Eukaryota, Metazoa, Chordata, Actinopteri, Cypriniformes, Cyprinidae. The coding region runs from base 53 to 1147 and encodes 364 amino acids. The record is from RefSeq and is a predicted model, not a curated record.